Molecule: messenger RNA, 2029 nt
Organism: Castor canadensis (American beaver)
Lineage: Eukaryota; Metazoa; Chordata; Mammalia; Rodentia; Castoridae
Gene: Ddost
Product: dolichyl-diphosphooligosaccharide--protein glycosyltransferase non-catalytic subunit
Cellular component (GO): oligosaccharyltransferase complex; endoplasmic reticulum membrane
Source: RefSeq, a predicted model, not a curated record
ACUUCCGGAAGUGCUCCCUGCUCCUUACCGCCAAAGUCGCAGCUCUAGUUACUGAACCCCAGAGUCACAAGAUCACUUCCGGGUGAUGCUCCAGGGUCACAAGCUGCGAUUGGGCAACUGUAGACAGGACACUUCCGGUGUUCAGGUGCUGGGUUCCCUGGCAGGAAGGGAAAGAUGGAGCCCUGCACCGUGGCCCGUGCUUGGUCCCACUUAGGGCUGCUGCUGCUGUUGUCCUUACUGGGCUCGGUCUGCGCGAGCGGUCCCCGCACCCUAGUGUUGCUGGACAACCUCAACCUGCGGGAGACGCACUCGCUUUUCUUCCGGAGCCUGAAGGACCGGGGCUUUGAGCUCACGUUCAAGACCGCCGAUGACCCUAGCCUGUCUCUCAUUAAGUACGGGGAGUUCCUCUAUGACAAUCUUAUCAUCUUCUCUCCCUCGGUAGAAGAUUUUGGAGGCAACAUCAACGUGGAGACCAUCAGUGCCUUCAUUGAUGGUGGAGGCAGUGUCCUGGUUGCUGCCAGCUCCGACAUUGGUGACCCUCUCCGGGAGCUGGGCAGUGAGUGUGGGAUCGAGUUUGAUGAAGAGAGAACGGCUGUCAUUGACCAUCACAACUAUGAUGUCUCAGACCUUGGCCAGCAUACGCUCAUCGUGGCUGACACUGAGAACCUGCUGAAGGCCCCAACCAUUGUUGGGAAGGCAUCUCUAAACCCCAUCCUCUUCCGAGGAGUUGGGAUGGUGGCUGAUCCUGACAAUCCCUUGGUUCUGGACAUCCUGACUGGCUCUUCCACCUCUUACUCCUUCUUCCCAGAUAAACCCAUCACCCAGUACCCCCAUGCGGUGGGAAAGAACACCCUCCUCAUUGCUGGACUCCAGGCUAGGAACAAUGCCCGGGUCAUCUUCAGCGGCUCCCUGGAUUUCUUCAGCGAUGCUUUCUUCAACUCAGCUGUGCAGAAGGCCACACCUGGUGCCCAGAGGUUUUCCCAGACAGGCAACUACGAGCUAGCUGUGGCCCUGUCCCGCUGGGUGUUCAAGGAAGAGGGCGUCCUUCGUGUGGGGCCUGUGUCCCAUCACCGGGUGGGCGAGACAGCCCCACCCAAUGCCUAUACUGUCAGUGACCUGGUGGAGUACAGCAUCGUGAUUGAGCAGCUCUCCAAUGGCAAGUGGGUCCCCUUUGAUGGUGAUGACAUUCAGCUGGAGUUUGUCCGCAUUGAUCCUUUUGUGAGGACAUUUUUGAAGAGGAAAGGUGGCAAAUACAGUGUCCAGUUCAAAUUGCCUGAUGUGUACGGUGUGUUCCAGUUUAAAGUAGAUUACAACCGGCUUGGCUACACCCACCUGUACUCUUCCACUCAGGUGUCAGUGAGGCCACUCCAGCACACACAGUACGAGCGCUUCAUCCCCUCGGCCUAUCCCUACUAUGCCAGCGCCUUCUCCAUGAUGGCAGGGCUCUUCAUCUUCAGCAUCGUCUUCUUACACAUGAAGGAGAAGGAGAAGUCUGACUAAGCGGCCAGAGCCCAGACUCCACACAGCAGGGAGGCAGAGGAUUUUUUUAGGGCGAGUUGGUGGGGUUUUUUUUUUUUUUUUUUUUUCCUAAAGUCGUGGGAAAUGGCACAGUCUUACCUCAGUGGGGGACGCAGCACUGAGUACCAAGGGGCGGGGGCCAGAGAAUAAUUUUUAUGUAAGUUUUCCACCUUGAAUUGCUAUGUGACAUUUUUCAUAAGUGCAGUCACUCCCAUUUCUAAAAUAAAAGAGAAACGUCCUCACAUGUCACUUGGUCCCCUGUCAUGCCUUGCCAGAUAGAAACACUGUUCAGGAAUGACUACAUGAACUACUAAGUGGUUUCUUUCAAUUUUGCAAAGACUGGCCUGUCUCAACUAUUAAAUGAAAGUGAAUCCUAACUUCUCUGGGGCUAAAAUAGUUGACACAGUUCAGGGAGCUGGGAAUGUCUGGAACAGGAGCUCGAGAAUGACAGCUCUGGACUGACUGAGAAUUGUGUGGUUGAAAAGAACUUCAAUUCUGUGUUCCCCUUGCU